CAGACCGAGUGGACCCGAGAAGAAGAUGAAAAAUUACUUCAUCUGGCAAAACUCAUGCCUACACAGUGGAGAACCAUUGCUCCGAUUGUGGGCAGAACACCGUCUCAGUGCCUUGAGCGCUAUGAGAAACUUCUUGAUGCAGCUUGUGCAAAGGAUGAGAACUAUGAGGCGAAUGAUGACCCGCGAAAGUUGCGACCUGGAGAGAUUGACCCUAACCCUGAGUCAAAACCGGCCCGCCCUGAUCCGGUUGAUAUGGAUGAAGAUGAGAAGGAAAUGCUCUCGGAGGCAAGGGCUAGGUUAGCCAACACUAGGGGCAAAAAAGCAAAGAGAAAGGCUAGGGAAAAGCAGCUUGAAGAGGCGAGGAGAUUGGCCUCGUUGCAGAAGAGAAGAGAAUUGAAGGCAGCUGGGAUUCCUACAAGGCAGAGGAGGAGGAAGAGGAAGGGGAUUGAUUACAAUGCAGAAAUACCCUUUGAAAAGAGACCUCCUCCGGGGUUCUAUGAUGUCUCAGGAGAGGAGAGACCUGUAGAGAAUCCUAAGUUCCCGACCACUAUAGAAGAGCUUGAAGGCAAAAGGCGGGUUGAUAUAGAAGCACAAUUGAGGAAGCAAGAUAUAGCAAAGAACAAAAUCGCACAGAGGCAAGAUGCUCCUUCGGCAAUAUUGCAAGCGAACAAGCUCAACGAUCCAGAGGCAGUUAGAAAGAGGUCAAAACUUAUGCUUCCAGCACCGCAGAUUUCAGAUCAAGAAUUAGAGGAAAUAGCAAAGAUGGGUUAUGCGAGUGAUCUUAUUUCAGGUGCCGAUGAGCUCUCUGAAGGAAGCGGUGCUACUCGUGCUCUUCUUGCGAAUUAUUCUCAGACUCCAAGACAAGGAAUGACGCCCAUGCGGACCCCACAAAGGACACCAGCAGGAAAAGCAGAUGCCGUCAUGAUGGAGGCUGAGAAUCUUGCACGGCUGAGAGAGUCUCAGACACCACUAUUAGGUGGGGAGAAUCCUGAGUUACAUCCAUCAGAUUUUUCUGGAGUCACUCCUAGGAAAAGGGAAAUCCAGACUCCAAAUCCCAUGGCUACUCCUUUGAUGAGCCCAGGAUCUACAGGUCUUACCCCUAGAAUUGGGAUGACUCCAUCUAGAGAUGGGAAUUCUUUUGGUGCAACACCGAAAUCAACUCCUUAUCGAGAUGAGCUCCAUAUAAAUGAAGACAAUGAAAUUCAUAAACAGGCUGAGUUGAGAAGGAAUUUGCGUUCUGGUUUAACUAGCCUUCCCCAACCUAAGAAUGAGUAUCAGAUAGUUAUUCAACCCAUUCCAGAGGAGAAUGAAGAAGUAGAAGAGAAAAUUGAAGAGGACAUGUCAGAUAAGAUAGCUAGAGAGAAGGCUUUGGAACAGGCGAGACAGGAGGUCCUACUCAGGAAGAGAUCAAAAGUUCUUCAAAGGGAGCUUCCUCGGCCACCUGCUGCUGCAUUGGAUCUUAUUCGAAAUAUGUUAAUGCGAAAGGAUGAAGAUAAGAGCUCCUUUGUUCCCCCAACUUUGUUCGAACAGGCUGAUGAAAUGAUAAACAAAGAGCUACUUGCGUUGUUAGAGCAUGAUAAUGCCAAGUAUCCACUUGAAGAGAAAUCUGAUAAGGAAAGAAAGAAAGGGGUAAAGCGAGCAGCAAAUGGGAAAUCUUCUAUGCCUGUGCCUGAAAUUGAAGAUUUCGAAGAGGAUGAACUGAAGGAGGCUGAUUCUCUGAUUAGGGAAGAGGUUGAGUUUCUUCAAGUGGCCAUGGGCCAUGAGAACGAGUCUCUUGAUGAUUUCGUUAAAGCACACGAUGCAUGCCAAGAAGAUCUCAUGUACUUUCCUGGUCGUAAUACAUUUGGUCUUGCCAGUGUUGCUGGUAGUAGUGAAAAGCUGGCUGCUUUGCAGAAUGACUUCGAAAUAAUGAAAAAGAGAUUGGACGAUGAGGCAAAGAAGGCAACCAAACUUGAAAACAAGAUUAAACUUCUCACACAUGGACAUCAGAUGAGGGCUGGGAAGUUAUGGUCCCAGAUUGAGGCCACAUUCAAGCAAAUGGACACAGCAGCAACAGAGCUAGAAUGCUUUCAAGCUUUGCAAAAGCAGGAAGUAGUGGCGGCUUCAUACAGAGUCGGUAGCUUGAUGGAAGAAGUCAACAAACAAAAAGGGCUUGAACGAAAUCUUCAGCAGCGCUAUGGAGAUCUGAUAGCUGAGCACGACAGAGUUCAGAAGUUACUGGAAGAGCACAGGGAACGUCUACGAUUAGAGGAUGAAAUUACAGCAAAACAGAGGGCACUUGAGGAAGAAGUUGCUGCAAAACAGAGGGCACUUGAGGAAGAAGUUGCAGCGAAGAAUCGGGCGCUUGAGGAAGAAAUUGUAGCCAGGAGUCAUACUGUUGACGAAGAAAUGAAAGAUGUUGGCGAAACAGAUUUGUCUAGUUCAGAUCCUACUGAUGCUGACAAUGCAGACAAAGUUGCUAAUGCACCUGAUAACCUAAGUAAAGCUAGCAAUAAUGAAGACAUGGCUCCAGAGGGUGUUGGUCAUUCUACUGAGUCCGUAGCUACUGACGCAUAUGUUGCUGAAACUGCUCAUCAGGUGGAAAACCCUCAUCCUCAAGCUAGUGCUGCUUCUAAUUCAAGUGGAUUGGAUGAGAUGAUGACAAUAGAUUCUGUUCAACCCAUAGUAGAUAAUUCAACUGUUUCUGACUCGACUGCUCCUACAAUUGCUAAUGCCAGUGAUCCAACCGUAAUCCUGCGAAAAUCUGAUGUUGUUGCUUCACAGUCUUCAGAUGCUGAUCCUAUAAUAACAGAGGUGACAGUUGGUGAUUCAUCUAGGCAAAUGGAUGGUCCAUGUUUGGUUAGCUUUGGUGAAAAUUUGACUGUUAACGCUGAACUACCUAAUGAGAGCAAUACUUUGGCUUCAGGGAGCGGAGAGAUGGAGUCAAGUUAGCUCGGGGAAUUGAAAGGGUCUAAUGACACUGCAAUCAAGUUUGGCAUAGUUGAGAUUGUUGGUUUUUCCACUGAAAUCUGUUUGUUUCAGAUUAUGAGCUUGUUUCAUAUCGCAGAUGGUGAGGAUAUCAAAUUUCUCACUGAAGGUUUUGAGGGCAUCCUUAAAAAGAUGAGGAGAUUCACCGCAGAGAAUCUUUGGCAACUUGUAUUAUUUUGGCGGUAUCUUUGUCAGGUUACCAAAGAAACAAAUAAUGAGUGUAUUUCGAGAGGUAUCAGUUCAAGUUGCGUGAAUGAUAUAAUGGCAUAUGAGAAUAUUGUUGUAAGGCUAUUUAAACUCUAUUAUGCGAAUACUAGAACCCUGGACAUUAUUUCAUUUCUCAAGAUGAUAUAUCACUGUGACUUGGUUUAAUGUUUAUUUAAUUGA
Molecule: messenger RNA, 3354 nt
Organism: Asparagus officinalis (garden asparagus)
Lineage: Eukaryota; Viridiplantae; Streptophyta; Magnoliopsida; Asparagales; Asparagaceae
Product: cell division cycle 5-like protein
Exons: 3
Biological process (GO): mRNA splicing, via spliceosome
Cellular component (GO): spliceosomal complex; Prp19 complex
Source: RefSeq, a predicted model, not a curated record